UAAGUGUAUCUAUCUUCUUUAGCAAAGCAAAGCAGUUUCAGGAUAUUUUGGUAUUUUCGCAAAGAGGAAAUUUUAGUAUUUUUUUAUAUCCAAAUAAGGAUGACUAUAGAAGGUGGUGACUUUUUUAACUACUUUGUCCGUUUGAUAUUAUAAUGCAGAGAUGAUGCACAGAACAUAAUAAUAACUGCUACUUUAUUUCUCUAUUGUGCAAAUAAAAUAACAAAAAAAAAAACAAAUCAUCUCUUUUUGUAGUUUUAUCGUGUUUUAAUUGUAAGUAGGUGAACAAGAUUUUUAUUUUAUUGUAUUGUUGUUCGCAAGGAUAUUUUUUUUGUUGAUGUUUUUUUGUCAAACCGGGAUAUUAUUGCAUAAGUUAGCAGAUUUAACGGUGUUUUGGUUUUAAAUUUGUGUGAAUUUGAAUCAGUUUUGACGAUGAUCCUUGAUGUUUUCUCUUCGGGACAAUGAUUGUUUAUUCUUAGGCUUAGUGUUUUCUUUGUGUUGGUGAAGGAUUUUUAACAAUGUGAUUUUUUUCCGUCUAUUAAUUCAGAUAACCUAAGUGCAAUACCUAUACGAUAUUCUUGAUUUGUAAUUUAACUAAAACAGAAACAAACAUUUUAAUACCAUCACCAAAGUGCCGACGGUAAAAACGAAUGAACUUUACUGUGUGAAUGUGAAUUUUAAAUUAACCAAAAUAUAACGUAUAACGGAAAGAAAAAACAAAAAUAAAAAUCGACUGUUUACAAAUAGAUAGAAAAAAUAGAUCUGAAAGGCGAAAGAUACAAAUUCAACACAAUUUAAUGGAUAGUAGCUGAGAUUAUUUGGAAGACUUGCGAGUUAGCAGCAGCAGUUGUAGCAGCAGCAGCAGCAACGUUAGCAAGAUGUGCUCCAUUUUUCACAACCGAAUUAAUUACCGAGGUCCUAGGGGUGGCAAUGGUGCCGGAGGCAACGCCACGGAGCCAUCGUCCAUCAAAGAUGACCCAGAUCGGAAUAACAAUAGUGGCAGCGAUGGCCCAGACUCACGUCUCCUACACCUCAAUCCAAGUGACGAGGAGGAGGACGAAGGUGAUUGCGGCGAUGGUGGCGUCGUUGUGGAGGAGGCAUUGGAUCUAUCGGUGAUGUCUCGAUUCCCGGCCACCGGCCAUGUUGCCCUCGAAGCCCUCCAACACACAAAGGUGGCUGUGGCUCAAUUUGCCGCCACAGCCAUAGCCAACUCCCAGAACUAUGACGAGGCAGUGAGUGAUCUGGCAGUGGUGCAAUCGACGAUAUUCAACGUGCAGCGCCAGCAGCUCAUGCAGAUGCAGCUGAUACAGCACCUGCAAUCACAGUUAAAGCACCGAACGGAGGAGGAUGUCGAGAACGACAACGACAAUGAAAAUGACGAUGAUGAUGCUGGUAAUGGUAAUGGCAAUGCUGAAGUUGACGCUGAAGCUGACGCUGACGAGGAUGAAAGACUUACGAUUAAGGAGGAGGAAGAUGACGGGGACAUAACUUGCCAUCAGAGCACUGAUCAAAUCCCAGAGAAAGAAAAGACUGAAAUCAAAGAGGAACAGGCGAAGUCCACUGGUGAGAGUCUGAGCCUGAGGGUGAGGGCGAUGGAGAGCGAAAAGCCGGAAUGCACGGAAGCAUUUCAGCCGCACCUAUGCGAUAUAAGUUCAUCAUUUGCCUCGAGCAUCAUCACCAAUCAUGACCCUCCACCGCCGCCCAACGAGCCAAAUUGCCUGGAAAUGCUGCAGCGACGAACCGAAGAGGUCCUAGACUCAGCCUCGCAGAGCGUGCAUUCGAAUCAUUUGAAUGACGAGUAUGACUACUCUAGAAAAGACGGUCAGGGUAGAGGGGAGAUUUUCAAGCAUCGUUGUAAAUACUGUGGGAAAAUAUUUGGUUCCUAUUCGGCUCUGCAGAUUCACCUGCGAUCGCACACCGGGGAGAGACCCUUUCAGUGCAAUGUUUGCGGUAGCAAAUUCACGACAAAGGGCAACUUGAAGGUGCACUACCAACGACACACUCAGAUAUUUCCACCAAUGAUGAUGCCACCGUCUGGGAACCCCGAGCAAUAUCCCCCACCUCCUUAUCCGGUGUCCGGUGGGAAUCCAUCCAUUCGCUUGCCAUUCCCUCCAUUCGUCCAAAUGCCUCCAUUCCAUGUGAGUUCGUCCCCGAAUAGGGAGAAGGAACCUCCAUCAAUUGAGAAGAAACCACAGCCUCAGCAGCAAACCGAGGCGCAGGACCUCCGAAAGCCUCUGAAAGAAGACGACGAGGAGCCUGUUGUGCUUCCCCUAGUCGAUGAUAAACCAAAGAAAGAAAUAGCCAUUCCCAUCCCUCCACCCAAUCAUCGUCGAAAGCGGCCAUCAAGUCCCAGAGAGCCGAGAGAUUCCCACCCCCCACCUCCACCAAAAAUACCCGCAGAAGAAAUUGGGGCCGAAAACUUGUGCAAAACAUCGCGACGAUCUUCGUUGAGUCGAGGAUCGGCUACAAGCCUCGACCAAAUACCAUCUGAGUAUUCCCUAGCCCAGAUGGAACGACUCAUUGACAAGUCCUGGGAGGAUCUAAUAGAAAUCGACAAGACCUCUGAAACGUCCAAGCUGCAGCAACUGGUAGACAACAUUGAGAACAAGCUCACCGACCCAAAUCAGUGUAUAUUCUGUCAGAAAGUGAUGUCCUGUCGGAGUUCCUUGCAGAUGCACAUCCGAACGCACACCGGCGAAAGGCCUUUUCGAUGUCGGAUCUGUGGUCGAGCCUUCGCCACAAAGGGCAAUCUCAAAGCGCACAUGAGCAUACACAAAAUCAAACCGCCAAUGCGAAGCCAAUUCAAGUGUCCUGUAUGCCACCAGAAGUUCUCGAAUGGCAUAAUUCUGCAGCAACACAUUCGGAUACACACGCUCGACGAUGGCGACGGAGGUGGUGUCGAUAGAGCGAAGUACAUAGAGAUGUCGAAUGCGGCCGAGGACCAAAGUUCUACCAGAUCGAUAUGCACAUCAGAUAAUAUGGACUUUUCACAGUCGGAGUAUUCGGGUCAGAGGUCAGAAUCGUCGCAGGGUGACUUCGAUGAUUUCACCAUGGUGAGUGAGGAAGAGUCUCCGAAUAAUGAGGUGAAUAGCGAGGAGAGACGUGAGCGUGAACGUGAUCGGGAAGAAAAGGAGCGCCAUGAUGAAUCGGAGGGUGGUAGUUAUUCGGAUGAGAACAACGGUGUAAUGGAUUUGUCAGCAAAGUCGGCAGACAGUGAAAAGAGUUCAGAAAAUACGGGUGUCAGUUUGGUGCCUAAUUUCCUGCUAAUGGCCAGAGAGAAUCGAAGUCCACCGAAAUUUCCGAUGAUGCCGUUCGGUCCGUUGGGGAUAAUUGCUGGUCUUCGUGGUGCUGCAAAUAUAUGCAACAUAUGUUUUCUCAUCUUUCCAAGUCCAACUGAACUCGAACUUCACAUUCGAACUCAUAAUACCAAAGAGGAUAACUUCAAGUGCUCCAUCUGUGAUAAAGGCUGUGCAACAAAAGAGGAAUUCCAUCACCACAUUUUGUCCCACAGAUUGCGUCGCGAUUCUGAGGAUUCUAUGCUUAAUCAAAAUUCAAAUAAUUUCCCGCACGAUGAGGCUCACAUAGAAAUGAGUCAAAAACCACCAUCGGAAAUAUCCACCAAUACCAAUACCACAACCACCACUAAUCACGAUAAUCAAAUACCACCAUUAUCUCCUACCGGACGAGAUUCAUCUUCAACUAUGACCUCGGAUAAUAAUAAUGUAGGAGGUGAUGCUGAACAUUCACUGAUGAAAAUGCAACUCCUUUCUUCACUCCCCACUGAACCACAUCACAGGCAUCAAUCAUCGUCAUCGGAUUCAUCACAAUUCACACCCAAUACUCUAAUCAAACAACAAGAACUUCAGCAAAACGCCCAAGAACCACCGGCGAACAAUAAACACUUCUGUACGGUUUGUCGAAGAAAUUUCAGCUCCAGUUCGGCCCUGCAAAUCCAUAUGAGAACUCACACUGGAGAUAAGCCAUUUCAGUGUAAUGUCUGUCAGAAGGCUUUCACCACGAAAGGAAAUCUUAAGGUUCAUAUGGGAACGCAUAUGUGGACGAAUCCAGCAUCAAGACGAGGUCGUCGAAUGUCAUUGGAACUUCCGAUGCAUAGGCCUAAUUUACCUCCAUUAGGGACACAUCAAGAUUCUGAACUUAUGUCGAGAAGACCAGAAAUAUUCUUCCCCUAUUUACCACCAUUCUUCAAUGGUUUACAACCAAAGCCUGUUGAUCUUCCACCUGGAUCAUUCCCCGGUCUCCCACCACCCCCAUUCCCGAAUGGAAGUGCCCAGAAGUACUCCGAUCUUAUGGGAUUUGGUCCAUUCCUAGGUGCUCCAUACAACUUUCCACCUUUACCGAACAUGGACCGUCAACCUAGCAAAUCGCCAUCUUUAGAUGAGAAGAAUUCAAGAAGUCCUCAACAAGAAAGUCCAACAAAUCAGAAUGGACCUUUAUCACAUCGUCAUCAGCAGCAAUUUAACAAUCAACAACAACAACAAUCUUUGUCAUCGUCAUUAAUGAAAAAGAAUUUUCAUCAUGAUGAAUUUGUCAAAGGCUGAAGUUAAGAAAAAUAAAAGAAAAACAAUUUUAAAAAAUGUAUACCGAUGAUCAAAGAUUAAAAACACACAUAUCCUUUAUUUAUAUAAAUAAAAAACAUUUAAAAAAAUAAAGAUAUCAAAGGAUAUCUUAGCAAUACGUUGGCAUUUAUUGAAGGAAUAAAACAUGAAUUGCAUUAAGUUUUGUAAAAAUUAAAAUAAAAUUAAAAGAAAAAUUGAAUUGAAAUAUAAUAAAAGCUUAGACUAUUAGUUUGUAGUGGUAUUUAUGCUGUAUAUGUAUAUUUAAUCUAGGCUUUUAAGAACUAAAAAUUAGAACUAUGA
This is a messenger RNA of Eupeodes corollae, 4874 nucleotides long. RefSeq names its product homeotic protein spalt-major (gene salr). Bases 876 to 4556 code for a protein of 1226 amino acids. Lineage: Eukaryota; Metazoa; Arthropoda; Insecta; Diptera; Syrphidae. The transcript has 7 exons. Gene Ontology annotation, biological process: regulation of transcription by RNA polymerase II. Gene Ontology annotation, cellular component: nucleus. The record is from RefSeq and is a predicted model, not a curated record. Gene Ontology annotation, molecular function: DNA-binding transcription factor activity, RNA polymerase II-specific; RNA polymerase II cis-regulatory region sequence-specific DNA binding.